Molecule: messenger RNA, 2717 nt
Organism: Thamnophis elegans (Western terrestrial garter snake)
Lineage: Eukaryota; Metazoa; Chordata; Lepidosauria; Squamata; Natricidae
Product: acyl-CoA dehydrogenase family member 11-like
Exons: 15
Coding region: 12-2228 (738 amino acids)
Molecular function (GO): oxidoreductase activity, acting on the CH-CH group of donors
Source: RefSeq, a predicted model, not a curated record
UAAGUAUAAAUAUGGACAUGAACACAGGAAAUGGGUAUGGAAUAAAUGGGGACGGUAGGACAGGGACGGAAGGCACUCUGGCGCACUUAUGCAGGCCCCCUUUUACGGACUUCUUAGGAAUGGGAGUCUCCCCAUCUUUUUUUUACAUCGUGGGGAACCAAACCUGGACGCGAUAUUCCAAGGGUGGCCUUGCCUCCCUUCGCUUCCUCCUUUGGCGAACUUCGGGGAGCUGGCCGUGCGCUGCACAGGCACUGCAGAGACUGACAACGCUCCGGGGAUGGAAGAGGUGCCCGAAGACUCGCGGUCUUUUUCUCUCGCACGCGCGUCUCCCCUCAACCGUGACGAUCGCCUGCCCGGGGCACCCGCCUAUCCCUAAUCCAUGCAGGAACGCCCUGCGAGGGGAGCGUGGGCAAAACCUCUCCCUGGUCGCAGUGCCACUUUUCCAGCGGGAGCCUUUGCGGGAAGCGGGAGGCAGCGGAGCGCUCCAAGACCCCUCGGCAAAGAUGGGGGCGCCUCGGAUGGGAAACCCCUACCUGGAAGACCCCCUGCUCCAGGGCUACCUGAGAGCCCAUCUGCCUGCCCAGGUGUUUGCCGAGGUGAACGUUGACCUGGAACGGUUCGGAACUCGUGUGAGAGAUGAAGUUGACUUCUUGGGCCGUGAGUGUGAGCUAAACCCACCCAGAUUAUUGCAUUUUGAUGCCUGGGGACAGCGUGUGGACCAGGUGAUCACCUCCCCAGCCUGGAAGAGGCUGAAGGACAUCUCUGCUGAGGAGAGCCUUGUGGCUGAAGGUUACAAAAGGAGAUACUCCUGUUGGAGCCGUGUUUAUCAGAUUGCCAAGAUGUAUAUUUUUAUACCCUUUUCUGCUUCCUAUGGAUGCCCUCUAGCCAUGACUGACGGAGCAGCAAAAGUAAUUGAGUCUUUAGGUAUCCCAAAACCCUUGGAGGAAGCCUAUGCUCAUUUGACAUCAAGUGACCCCAAGACAUUCUGGAUCUCUGGCCAAUGGAUGACUGAACGCAAAGGCGGCUCUGAUGUUGGAGGUGGAACAGAAACUGUUGCACGGGAACUUCCAGAUGGCUCCUACAGCCUGCACGGUUUCAAAUGGUUCACAUCAGCGGCUGAUUCAGACAUGACGUUGACCCUGGCAAGGAUCGUGGGCCCUGAUGGGCAGAUAAAACAGGGCUCCAGAGGCCUCUCUCUCUUCUACCUGAAAACAUAUGAGGAUGGGAAGCUGAAUGGCAUAAAAAUAGAGAGGCUGAAAGAGAAGAUGGGCACGAGGCCGUUGCCAACUGCAGAGCUGUUGCUGGAUGGAGCUCGAGCACAUCUGAUCACUCCAGAAGGCCAGGGGAUACAUUACAUUGUCAAUAUGAUGAACAUCACUAGGAUCUAUAAUACUGUGUCUGCAGCAGCAAGUAUGAGAAGAAUUGUUGACCUGGCACGGGAUUACACCACCAAAAGGGAAGCCUUUGGAAAACCCCUCAAGGAUCACCCUUUGCAUAUGCAAACUCUGGCACGAAUGGAGGUGCAAAGCCAAGCAGCGUUCCUCCUGGCGAUGGAGCUGGCGAGACUGCUUGGCCUGGAAGAAACGAAGAAGGCGACGGAGCAGGAGAAGCACAUGCUGAGGCUGCUCACCCCUCUCGCUAAACUUUAUACGGCAAAGCAGGCUAUCGCUGUGACCUCGGAAGGCUUGGAGUGUUUCGGAGGACAGGGCUUCAUGGAAGACACAGGACUGCCUGUUUUUUUUCGGGAUACCCAGGUGCUACCAAUCUGGGAGGGAACCACCAACGUCCUGUCCCUGGAUGUUCUGCGCUGCAUUCUCAAGAGCCAAGGAAAAGUGCUGGAUGUCUUUUUCUGCACUGCCCAGGCCAAGUUGGAGGCAGCUACCCAGCAGUCCGAACUGCAGGCUUCUGUGCAAAUAAUUCAGAAUAAUCUGCAAAAACUCAAGCAGUUUGUUCGAAGAACGGACUCAAAGGGAGAAGCUGGCUGGCAGCUGGCAGCGAGAGACUUUGCCUAUACUCUGGCAUGGAUCUAUGAAGGAGUCCUUCUACUGGAGCAUGCCGCCAGGGCUGGCGCAUCAGCCACAAACAUCUACGCUGCUCAGAGGUGGUGUCAGGAGGAUGUCUGCCUUGUGGACAGAGAAGAGAAGGCUGGUUCUUACAAUUCUAAAGGAGCUUCCCUGGAUAAAUCUUUGGUUUAUGAUGGGUAUUCUUCUCUAAGAGGAAAACUGUAGCAAUUAACAGCUGAUCACUAAAAAAUGAAGAACACAAAUACAAAAUUAUUUAACAGUAAAGAUAAUAUCUCUGGCUUUCCACAACCCUCGGGUAAUGCUCUAUAUUCAAAGUGCUUGGUAUUAUGGCAUUCAAUUCUCAUUUUUAUCAUUUGAAUACCUGUAGUGAUGUCUGGCAACUUUUAUUCUCUCAAUUAAAAGUGAUUCUUAAUAGACUACUUCCAGCUAUAUAAAUGGGUGUGAAAUUAAUUUUUUCUCGUAAUUUGUCCAAUAAUGAUUGAUUUAAAAAAUAAUUUCUGUGCCUCUGCAUACUUUGAAUAAAGAAAUGUCUGGCUUGCUGUAAUUAUUUUCUUCAUAAUUAACAAAAUAUAUUAUCUCUGGUUCCCCCUUUUUCCACAACUCUCAGGUUUGCACUUGUGUAUUAUGAAAUUGGUUCAACAUAUCUUGGGCUAAACAACUAAAUCCAAAUAAAUGAAGACAGGUGGAUUAUUA